AUGGAUUUUGUCGCGGUCGAGCGAUUUGGUCGGCCAAAUUUUGUUUUGGCGAGAGAUUUCGGCCGAGGCCGAGUUUGUUUCCCGGAUCGACCGGCGGUCGGUCCGUUCCGAUACAAAAUCGGCCGAUCGCGGCCUAUUCUUCCCGGUUCGUGCGUGCGCGCGAACGUUUUGUCGCGCGAUGAAAUCCGGCCGAGCACGGCUAUUCCUUCCCGGCUCGACCGUGACGGUCGGCCCGGUUGGAAAUUGCUCGGCCAAAAUUUCUUUGCGCGUCCGCGGCCAAUGUUUGGCGCGGAUUGUGUUUUCACACCUUUUUCUCCUUCUAUCCUAUCUUAA
Molecule: messenger RNA, 333 nt
Organism: Microthlaspi erraticum
Lineage: Eukaryota; Viridiplantae; Streptophyta; Magnoliopsida; Brassicales; Brassicaceae
Source: the annotation of a GenBank genome assembly